GAACCCUAUCCGAGAAGACCCUUACAGCAGCUCAUGGCAGAGAUGAAAGCCGCUUCCACAGGUCCCUUGGAGGCGACCACCAGCCCUGCAGGGCGCUCCACCAGCCCACACGCUGGGCAUUGCCGGCCCUCGGGCGCUUUGACGCAUCGAGGGCCUCUGCUGAAUUCCUGGAUGGGCGAUGGACCCAUGGCAUCCCCAAGGACGCCGAGGCAGCACCAAUCCGAGCUUCGUAUGGGUCUGGCGCUGUCGGAGCUGCUGCGGCAGGUGGCCGAGGAUCGCCGCACACAGCAGAGGCAGCUGGACGCCCUGGAGCGACGCCUGCAGGAGCACCUGACCGCGCCGGCUGCGAAUCGUGAACGAUGGGCAGAUCUUCAGGGCAGCGUCAGUGGCUUACUGGAAGAGGUGGCCAAUUUGGUGCGGCGAGUGGAAGGGCUGGACGAGAAGUUGAGGAUCCGAACAGCCUCCUGCGAAGAAUUGCUGAGACAACGAUCUCGGGAAUUGGAACAACAACUGCAUGGGCAACAGCAAAAGGUGCACUUGGCUGUGUCCACAUUCGAGGAGAUGUCCAAGCGCCAGACCUCCAAGCUGCGGAAGCUGGUGAGCAGCUCUGAGGAGCACUCGCGAAAGCUGGCAGCCUUGGAAGACAUGACCCGCCGGGCACAGGCGAUUCAAGCUCGCUUGUCUGAGCUGGAAGGGCAACAGGCGAGUUUGGAGGAGGAGUUUCGUGGUGUUGUCACUGCGUCCACUGCGGUGGCACAGGCAAUCAGUCCACGUCAUGCGCCAGCGGAGGAGUACGACGUCGGUGCAAGGCUCCUGGAAUCCGAGCUCGCGAAGCUCUCCAAGCAGCUGGCAACGCAGUUGGAUGAGCAUUCUGCAGCCUUGGCGAACCUUCGGGUGCGCACUGAGAGCCAGGAGCAGCGUCUGAGUGCUGCCGGAGAUCGCUUGGAGAAGCUGGUGGCACCCACAUUGGAGGCCCUUCGCAGCGAGAUGCACCAGCUGCGUGCGGCGGAGCGAGCGGAGACGGAGCAGCAGCUCGAGCAUCUCGCGAGGCAAUUGAAGGACCUUUCAGAGACCAACGAGGAAGCGAUUGCAGAGCUCAAAGAGGCGGCUCCCGGCGAGCAUGUCAUCAGCCAGGAGAUGCAACAGAUGCGAGAGACCUGCGCUAUUCAGGAAGAGCAACUGCAACGCCUGAUGGCCUACCUGGAUCAACAGGGUCUUCCAAGGGAGGAGAUGGACUUGCCAGAUGUGGUCUUCCGGGUGGAACGGUUGGAGAACCGGAUGGAGAGCUUCAACCAGGACGCCGUGAGCGAAAAGGCAGAUCGUUCGGAGCUUCACCGCUUAGAUCUGGCUUUGGAAGAGCUCCAGCAGCCCCUGAGACGUUUGUCCCAGCGCACCGCCAGCAACGAAGCACGUACAACGGCUUUGGAGCAUCGACUGGACCAGUUCCAGGAGAAGUUGCCAAAUGCAGUUCUCGCCAGUUCAACGGAUCAAACGGCAUCCAACGAGGCGGAUGCAACGGAGGUUCGUAUCGGAGAGAUCUCUGCACGCGUGAUGGAGCUGGAGGAGCUACUUCCGCAGAUCUCCUCCCGUGCAGCCGCACAUCAGGGGCACGAGCGCAAGGAGUUUCUGCAGCGCUUGGAGAAGUUGGAAGCGGCCGCUGAAGGAGCUGGACCAGCUCCCGAGAUGCUUCUAUCCAAUGAGGUGCGUGCGCAGAUGGACGAAGUGUCGGACAUGGCGUCGAAGGCGCUGAAGAUUGCCGAGAACAGUGGAAACAACAUGCAGGCCCUUCGCUUUGACUUGGUCGUAGAGCAGGAGCGCGUAGCAAAGCUGGGCAAAGAGCUGCAAAGUCUCUCCAACUCCUUCCGCGAUGAGCAAAGCAAGAUCCAACACACGGCGGAACGACAGGAGGAUCAUGAGCAGCGCGCCAGCGAAGCGAUGCAGAAAAUCGCGGCGAGCAUGGAGAAGGUCCAAGGCCUACAGCAUGGCUACGAGGGAGGCACCUCUGCCCUCAACAAGCUGGUGGAAAGUAUCGCCAAGCGCGUUGAGGCCGCCGAAGCGGCCUUGGGCGAGCGGGAAAAGGACGUUCCGCCUGCGGCCAGCGAGGUGCACAUGCUACGCGAUGAAAUCAAGGCAGAUCUCAAUUGGAUUGAGAGUACUUCAAAGGUAUCUUGUGAUGGGCUGCUCCGGUGGAGGGCCAAAGGAGGACGCCACAUUGGUGCCCCGAGUCGAAGAGAUGGCGCGACACGUGGAGGAUGUGGAGAAGCAGCUGUUGGAAAAGGUGGAGGAGAUCGAGAAGCUGACCGCGAAGAUGGUGAAGAUCGGAAGAACUACUGA
Molecule: messenger RNA, 2334 nt
Organism: Cladocopium goreaui
Lineage: Eukaryota; Dinophyceae; Suessiales; Symbiodiniaceae
Source: the annotation of a GenBank genome assembly